AUGAGCUUGGUCUUUAACAUAAGCUUUUGUUAUGUGAUUUUGUUGUUUGUGUCAUUAAACAUGGUCUUGUGUAUUGAAAUUGAGGAGUUCUAUCCACAAGAAAGAGAUGCUUUGAUGCUCAUAAGGGAUUCUUUAAAUUCUUCUGUCAAUUUGCAUGGGAAUUGGACAGGCCCUCCUUGUAUAGACAAUCAAAGUAGAUGGCUUGGUAUCACAUGUUCCAAUUGGCAUGUUGUUCAAAUUGUUCUUGUAGAAGUUAACCUUAGUGGCUAUUUACCUCUUACUUUCCUUCAAAACAUAACUUUCUUGAACCAGCUUGACUUGAGAAGCAAUGAACUUUUUGGUCCACUGCCAAGUCUUAAGAAUUUGAUGUUUUUGCAACAAGCCUUACUCUCUUUUAAUCAUUUCUCAGGGUCAAUUCCUGUGGAGUAUGUUGAAUUGCCUAGUGUACAAGUUUUGGAGCUGCAAGAAAAUUACUUAGAUGGUCAAAUUCCACCCUUUGAUCAACCAUCAUUGUCAAGUUUCAAUGUGUCAUAUAAUCAUCUUUCAGGAAAGAUUCCUGAAACUUCUGUGCUCCAAAGGUUCCCUGAGAGUUCAUUUGACAAUAAUUCAGAUCUUUGUGGAAAGCCAUUGGAUAAGUUGUGUCCAGUUGAACCUCCUGCUCCUGCUCCAGCCCCAUUUCCAGCACCACCUCCUGGUGUUAUUCCACCUAGCCCAGCAGUGAAAAAACAUAAGAAGCUUCAAGUGUGGAUUAUUGCUUUGAUUAGUGUAGCAGCUGCAGUGGUUCUUCUUUCUUUGAUCAUUAUUGCUUUCUUGUUUCCUAAAAGACGAGCAAGUGAAAAAGAAGCAACAAGAAAUGAUUCAGCAAAUUAUGUUUUUGGGGCAUGGGCAAAAAGGAUGGCAGCGAACAGUGAUGUUUCUGAAAGAUUAGGCCAAUUGGAAUUUUCCAACAAGAAAUUGCCAGUUUUUGACUUGGAUGACUUAUUAAGGGCAUCAGCAGAAGUGCUAGGAAGAGGGAAUUUGGGUAUUACAUACAAGGCAACACUUGAAUCUGGAACUGUUGUUGCAGUAAAGAGACUGAGCCACAUGAAUGAAGUGAGCAAGAAAGAAUUUCUCCACCAGAUGCAAUUGCUAGGACAGAUGAAGCAUGAACAUCUUGUAGAAAUUAUCUCCUUUUAUUAUUCAGAGGAACAAAAGUUGGUCAUAUAUGAACUUAUCUCUGAUGGAACUUUGUUUGAACUCCUACAUGAGGGUAGAGGAAUGGGAAGAAUACCUCUUGAUUGGACCACAAGACUAACCAUUAUCAAAGACAUUGCAAAGGGUCUUGCUUUUCUUCAUCAUUCUUUGCCUUCUCACAAGGUCCCUCAUGCCAACCUCAAAUCAUCCAAUGUCCUAAUCCAUCAAGAUAGCAAAGGUUAUCAUUCCAAGCUCACAGACUAUGGCUUUUUACCUCUACUCCCAAUUAGAAAGAAUGCAGAAAAGUUAGCCAUAAAAAGGUCACCAGAAUUUGUUAAAGGGAAGAAGCUAACAAACAAAGCUGAUGUCUAUUGCUUUGGUAUCAUUAUGCUAGAGAUAAUAACUGGCAAAAUUCCUGGUCAGAUCAUUGGUGAAAUUGAAGAAACAACCAAUAAUGAUCUUUCAGAUUGGGUAAGAACAGUGGUGAACAAUGAUUGGUCCACAGAUAUAUUGGAUUUAGAAAUACUAGCAGAAAGAGAAGGACAUGAUGCAAUGUUGAAGCUAACAGAGUUGGCUCUGGAGUGUACAGAUAUGACACCAGAGAAACGGCCUAAAAUGAGUCUAGUUUUGAUGAGAAUAGAAGAGAUAGAGCAAAUGAAAAAAGAGAAUGACUGA
Messenger RNA from Abrus precatorius (Indian licorice), 1848 nucleotides. Its product is annotated as probable leucine-rich repeat receptor-like protein kinase At1g68400. NCBI's taxonomy places the organism in Eukaryota, Viridiplantae, Streptophyta, Magnoliopsida, Fabales, Fabaceae. Gene Ontology annotation, molecular function: ATP binding; protein kinase activity. The coding region runs from base 1 to 1848 and encodes 615 amino acids. The transcript has 3 exons. The record is from RefSeq and is a predicted model, not a curated record. Gene Ontology annotation, biological process: protein phosphorylation.